Molecule: messenger RNA, 3751 nt
Organism: Spirodela intermedia
Lineage: Eukaryota; Viridiplantae; Streptophyta; Magnoliopsida; Alismatales; Araceae
Source: the annotation of a GenBank genome assembly
AUGGCGUGGGUUCGCUGGAGCUCAGACGGAGGCGACGAGGCUGUCGAAUCCGGCGGCAACAGGCGGAGCGGUUCCACCUGGUUGGUGAGUUCUCCUCUCUGCUCCUCUCCUCCAUCGUUUCCUUCUCCAUCUUCGUCCUUGAUGAUUCAGAUCGAUCUUUCUCUUCGUCCCCCUGCCAAUCGGUUCCUUCCUCUCAGAGGGCGCACGGCUCGACGCUGCUGCUGGCCUACCAGAGCUUCGGGGUCGUCUAUGGCGACCUGAGUAUCUCCCCCAUCUACGUCUUCAAGAGUACCUUCUCGGGCAGAUUGCGUCUCCACGUGGAGGAGGAGGAGGAGAUAUUCGGUGUCCUCUCCUUGGUCUUCUGGACCAUCACCAUCAUCCCCCUCUUCAAGUACAUCGUGUUCGUCAUCGGAGCUGAUGAUAACGGUGAAGGUGCUUCUCCAUCUUCAUCUCUCUCUCUCUCUCUCUCUCUCUCUCUCUACUGGUUUUGAGACUCGGGGGGUUUCCUCAGGGGGGACUUUCGCUCUCUACUCGCUGAUGUGCCGGAGAUCGAAGAUGGGUCUUCUGAGCACUCCCCAGGUCGCCCACGAGCACCUGUCUGCCCUAAAACCAGACCCGCCCACCGGAGAAACAAGGACGAGCUCUCUGAUCAAAGAGUUCUUCGAGAGGCACCGAAGCUCUCGCGUUCUACUUCUGCUCACGGUGCUCAUGGCCACCGGCAUGAUGAUCGGCGACGGCGUCCUCACUCCGACCAUGUCCGGUGAGUCUCUCUCUCUCUCUUCUUCACCCAAUCCACCGUGAUUUGCUUCGAGAACAGAUGAUUGCACCAGGGUUUCAUUGGAUUCGAUCACGGAAAAGAAGAUUACUAUAAUUUCGCGUGAUUCAGAAGGGCGGCUGCAUGCCGAGCUUGAACUCUGACUAGCCCGUUUUUUUCUUCCUCUUUCUUCAUCGUCUGCAGUGCUGUCGGCAGUCUCUGGAGUCGAAGUCAAGAUCUCGGGGCUGCAUGAAUGUGAGUACAAAUAGAGGGAAUGAUUCUUUGACUUUAAAUUCAUUAAAAUUUGACAGACCCAUUCAUCGUUAAAAAAGUUUACUUUAUUUGGGAAUACGGGACCCACGUUAACUUGUUAAUCAACCCAGGUUCACUUCAUUGGAAUUCCUCUGGAAAUUAUUCAACUUCAGCCUUUCUUGUCAUGGGAUUCGUCUCAACGUCUCACACUGCAGAUUCUUCUGAGUUCAUUGCGUGUGUAGAAAUAGUACAAAUAAAAUAAUAUACAAUUAUUAUAAUAUGAACUUCGUAUAUAGCCUCAAUUCAUCUGCAUGGUCUGAUCCUGCAGAUUCCAUUCUGAUCAUCGCGUGCUUCAUUCUGAUUCUGCUCUUCGCCAUCCAAAGUUUCGGGACCCACCGGGUGGGGUUCCUCUUCGCCCCGAUCAUGAUCUCUUGGCUCGUCAGCAUCGGUGGGGUCGGCAUCUACAACAUCGCUCGCUGGAAUCCGAGCGUAGUGCAGGCCCUCUCCCCGCAUUAUAUCAUCAAAUUCUUCAAGAUCACUCAAAAAGAUGGGUGGAUGUCCCUCGGGGGAAUCGUCCUCUGCAUAACCGGUACCUUCUUCUUUUUAUUCUUCUUCUUCUUCACCUCGGAUAUCUGAUACGUUGCUGCCUGUGACUCCUUCGCAGGUGCGGAAGCCAUGUUUGCGGAUCUGGGACACUUUUCCAAGACUUCGAUCCGGGUACGUAGAACCCCCCUCCACCAUCCUCUGCAAUCUCCGGCCGAAGGCCUACUACUGUUCUUGAGCUUAAUCUGGAUUGAUCCGGGAGGAAGAAAAUUCUUCCAUCUUCGAUCAUGCAAGAGUUUGAUCUUCCAUCUCCUCACGUCUUCUAUCGUAAUAGGAUGAUAGUCGGUUAGAUAAUGGAAAAAAAAUCUCAGAUUAUGAUGGUCUAUCCUCCUUAAAUAUCUUGGUCAACGCUGACUUCAUUCCUGGAUGGCAGUUGGCUUUCAUGGGCGUCGUUUAUCCCUGCCUAGUUCUGGCGUACAUGGGGGAGGCUGCGUACCUUACAAAGCACAAGGAGGACCUCCGGAGAAGCUUCUACAAAUCCAUCCCUGGUAGAGUUCUCCUCUCUGAUCUUGAUUCCCAUUUUAACCGAUUGGUGUCUCUCAUGGUUUUUAUUAAUCUAAUUAUUUAUUUAGUCUAAUCGAUUGCUGCCGGUGUUCAUAUUCAUCACGGCUUUUCAGAAGCAUAAUUGGUCCGAUUUCAUGCAAGUUCUUCAUGCUUACUUGAACAGCAACAUUUUAUGAUCUUGACUGAUCAGAUUUCACGUGGGUUUUUCUCGCAAAGUUUAUAAACCCAUUUAAACCGUAUGAUCUCUCAUGAUUUUAUGUAUUUAGUUAUUUAUUUCUUCUAAAUAAAUAACCACGAACGCUUCAAUUUCAUGUAAGUUUUGCUAAGCAAAUGUAAUGUUAUGAUUUUUUUAUUUUUUUAUAAUUGAUGGACCUCCAGAGCCGAUCUUCUGGCCGGUAUUCAUCAUUGCAACUCUGGCGACGGCGGUGGGCAGCCAGGCGAUGAUCUCCGCCACCUUCUCGAUCGUCAGCCAGUGCCGGGCCUUCCGCUGCUUCCCGCGGGUGAAAGUCGUCCACACCUCCGGCGAGGUACACGGUCAGAUCUACAUCCCCGAAGUCAACUGGGCUCUGAUGGUCAUCUGCCUCGCCGUCGCCGUCGGCUUCAAAGACACCACCUUGAUCGGAAACGCCUACGGUAUCUCUCUCUCUCUCUCUCUCUCUAUCUCUAUCUCUCUCUCUCUCUCUCUCUCUCUCUACCGAUCUAUCUUUCUUUCUUUCUACUUACUUAUCUAUCUAUCUACCUUCUCUGGCAGGGUUGGCGGUGAUUUCAGUGAUGGUGAUCACGACGGUGCUGAUGCUUCUGGUGAUCACGACGGUAUGGCGGCGGAGCCUGCUGGCGGCGCUGUGCUUCGCUGCCGUGUUCGGUUCCGUGGAGAUGGUCUACCUCUCGGCCAGCCUGGCCAAGGUCCCCCAUAGUGGCUGGUUCCCCCUCGCCCUCUCCCUCACCGUCGUCGCAGUCAUGGCGGCGUGGCACUACGGCACCUGGAAGAAGGAGAGCUUCGAGCUUCAGAACAAAGUCUCCCUGGAUAGCAUUCUCAGCUUCACGCAGGACCUCGGUCUCCGGCGAGUCGCCGGAGUCGGGGUCGUCUACUCCGGCGCCGGCGCCGGCACCAGCGUGCCGCCGGCCUUCGCCCACUUCGUCACCAACUUCCCCGCCCUCCACAGCGUCCUCAUCUUUGUCUCCUUCAAGCCCCUCGCCAUCCCCAGGGUUCCGCCUGAGCAGCGCUUCCUGGUCGCCCGCCUCGGCCCGCCGGAGCAUCGCCUCUUCUGCUGCGUCGUCUGGUACGGCUACAAGGACAGCCGGAGCGACUCCCACGCCUUCGAGGAACUCCUCAUCCUCAAGCUCGCGGAGUUCCUCCGGCAAGAGGCCGCCGCCGCCGCCACUACAGGAGGCUCGGCGGAGAAGACGGUGGCGGCGCCGCUGGCAGCGGUGGAGGAGCUGAUGGAGGCGAAGGAAGCCGGCGUGGCCUACCUGAUGGGCCACACCCGCGUAUACGCUCGCCGGAGUUCGCCGCUGCUGAAGAAGCUCGCCAUCGACGUCUUCUACGGGUUUCUCCGGCGGAAUUGCCGGCGGCCCGCCGACGAGCUUGGGAUCUCUCCGUCCUCGCUGAUCGAGAUCGGCAUGGUCUACUAUGUCUGA